Kuraishia capsulata CBS 1993 is the source of this 1095-nucleotide messenger RNA. RefSeq lists its product as uncharacterized. The coding region runs from base 1 to 1095 and encodes 364 amino acids. The record is from RefSeq and is a predicted model, not a curated record. Gene Ontology annotation, molecular function: DNA-binding transcription factor activity, RNA polymerase II-specific; zinc ion binding. NCBI's taxonomy places the organism in Eukaryota, Fungi, Ascomycota, Pichiomycetes, Pichiales, Pichiaceae. The transcript has a single exon. Gene Ontology annotation, biological process: regulation of DNA-templated transcription.
AUGACCAACCAAUGGUCCUUCGAGAAGGUCACCUUGCCUCCAAUAUCGAGCAUCACUAGCUUUGAAGAGUCUUGGAGUUCCCCAACACACAAUUCUGACCCUAUGAAACAGCUCCAGAGGACCAACAGCGCAGGCAGUGCGACCACCAUCUCCACGGCGAUUCCCACCACUCCUCAACACCUCCUCCCACAGAGUCAAGUGUACCAUCCCCAGCCGCAAUUGCACCGAAUGGAGUCACAACCACGCAUAUCACCCCCUCUGAUGAGCCUACAGGCCAGCACACAACAGUCCCCUCGGUUGCACUCACAACAAAUCAACACGCAGCAGCACAUGAUGCCGCUGAACCCACAGAUGCGCUCGCCGCUCGCAUUCAACACUCACCAGAUGGUUCCCGUUUCAAAUCAAGCCAACAGCCCCAGAAAUGAUCCUUCUCAAUUGCCCCCACAACAACAGCAACAGCAAUUACAACUGAUAGCCAUUGACCCACGGUUCCCCGUCCAGUACCACCCCCACCAGGGCCAUCCUCAGGGCCACCCCGUUGCCCUGAGCCAUCCUCACCAUCCCAUGGAAAUUCCACUUUACUAUCCCCCACCUGACAUGUACGUACCCUAUGGGCAGCAGUACCUGCCGCGCGAGCUCGGGUUUCCCGAAAGACGCCCAGUUGUGAGGCGCAGGACCAGGACUGGCUGCCUGACCUGCCGCAAGAGAAGAGUCAAGUGCGACGAGCGCAAACCGUUUUGCUACAACUGUGAGCGUAGUAGAAAAGUGUGCUCAGGAUAUGAGAAUCCGGCCUUUGUGAAAUUUAAGUCUAAACGAGGCAAAAAAGACGACAGCAAUUCGACUUCUUCAAUUGAUUCUAUAGCCAAUUCGAACGAUGGCAGUGAAAACAACAGCUUCACGGCGAGUCCGGAGAACACAAAUGUGGAGCCCAGAAUAGAUUCUGACAAAAAAGAACGUGAAAAUGCUCAGGCAGGUUCCGGUUCGAGUUCAAAUACAAAAGUCCAGGACGUCAAGGAAGCAGAUACAGGUAUCAGCGAUCGCCAAGCCGAUCCUGGACAACAUUUACCCCCAAAAGUUGGAUUUCUGGUCAAUUGA